Penaeus monodon (black tiger shrimp) is the source of this 750-nucleotide messenger RNA. RefSeq names its product inhibin beta C chain-like. Gene Ontology annotation, biological process: BMP signaling pathway; SMAD protein signal transduction. Lineage: Eukaryota; Metazoa; Arthropoda; Malacostraca; Decapoda; Penaeidae. Gene Ontology annotation, cellular component: extracellular region. Gene Ontology annotation, molecular function: cytokine activity; growth factor activity. Bases 137 to 640 code for a protein of 167 amino acids. The transcript has 3 exons. The record is from RefSeq and is a predicted model, not a curated record.
CCAGGACGCCCCUCGGCACCACCACCACCACUCGGGCCGCCGGAAGGUCAACCUCGCCCACAAGGUCAACCUCACGAGACCGGGCUGGGUGGAGGUGGACGUAGGGCGAGCGGCGGGCGGGUGGAUCGAGGCCGGGAUGCAGCAGGUGGAGCUGGAGGUGACGUGCUCCACCUGCCUCGGGGAAGGGAGCUUGGGGUCCCCGGUGUCGCUCCUGGCUGACCACAGGCCCUUCCUCGUCGUCACGUCGCAGCACGAGAAGGCCCGGAACCGGCGGUCGACGCGCGAGUGCUCGGCCUCCCCCGACGGCGCCUGCUGCCGCGAGAGCAUUAACGUCAGCGCCGCCGAGAUGGGCUGGGACGAUUGGCUCAUCGAGCCUCGGAACUUCACCUUCUACCACUGCCGGGGCGCCUGCAGGCCCAGCGUGGCCUCGUCGGCCUCGGCGAAUACCAGUUUCUACAAUGCCAUGCUGCAGAUCCUGAUGAUGAACCAGCCGGUGAACACGCCCCUGCGCAACUCCCUGGCCCCCUGCUGCGCCCCAACCAAAUACGCGCCCAUGCAGUUGCUCUUCCAGUCACGGAACUCCGUCAAGUUGCAGACUUACACGGACUUAAUCGUCGAGUCCUGCGGCUGCAACACGUAGCCAGAGUUUGGUGCCACUACCGUAUGCCUUUCCACAGCGUCUGGACGGCCCCUUGUUGCCAGCUGUCACAACUUGUAUCUUCUGCGUGUUCACUUUGUUUCCCAUUCGGA